AUGCACCUCACUGGCAAAGCUGAUUCUGUGUUUGCUUUACAGCUGAACUCGGGAGGAAAGGCUGUGGCCACUCUCUGUGGGCAAGAGAGCACGGACACCGAGGAGGCCCCCGGGAAAAAUAUAUAUCGCUCCAUUGAUAAUAACUUAGCAGUGACUUUCAGAUCGGAUUACUCCAACGAGAAGCAGUUCACAGGUUUUGAGGCCUUCUACGCUGCUGAAGACAUCGAUGAGUGCGAAGGGCAGCUUGAUGAAGAGUUGCCUUGUGACCACUACUGUCACAAUUACCUGGGCGGCUUCUAUUGCAGUUGCCAAAUUGGCUACCUUCUGCACAGGGACAAGAAGACUUGCAAAGCGUGAAAUAAACCUCAGCUUAGACAGAGAUGGAGACAGUGGUGCCACCUGUAGUCUUCUCCCGAAAACCCACAGAGGGCUCAUUCGGCAUCUAGCUCUUCUUUCCGCUUCUCUCAUCGUCCAUCUGCCUCCUGUGGUUAAUAAAAUGGCUUCCACCCUGCCCCAC
Molecule: messenger RNA, 517 nt
Organism: Pseudonaja textilis
Lineage: Eukaryota; Metazoa; Chordata; Lepidosauria; Squamata; Elapidae
Source: RefSeq, a predicted model, not a curated record